GUACGGGAGUUGGAGAUCAUCAACCAAUCUCUCACUCUUUAGACCAAAGUAAAGCACACCAAAACACGAAACUGAAUCAAUUUUCUCCCAUUUCUUUGCUCAUCACUCCAUCUUUGCAGUGUAAAUUGUUGAUUUUUACACCUUAAGCAAACUCAGGUUCAAGCAAUGAUGCUCAGUUCAUCAUCUUUACUACACCUAUCACUCCCUCCAAAAGCCCUUUUCUCUUGCCCUGUUUCCUUUCCUUCUCUCCUCAAAUUCAAGGGAAAUUUAAGACAUGGGGUUGCUCUACUUCCGGCGAUGUGCAUUCCAGGCCCGACCCGCGACACUGAGAAGUCCGAAGAUGCAGAGAACAUGCCGGUUUCAUCGUCUUCUUCUUCGUCAUCGCCGUCGAACAUUUCUACAUACAAUUGGUGUGUGGGUCUUGGUGGAUUGGGGUUUCUGGAAACUGCUUACUUGACCUAUCUUAAGCUCUCUAAUUCCGAUCCAUUUUGCCCUAUUGGUGCUGGGUCUUGCAGUGAUGUCCUCAAUAGUGAUUAUGCCGUUGUUUUUGGUGUCCCUCUUCCACUAAUCGGCAUGACUGCCUAUGGAGUUAUCCUUCUCCUAGGUUUGAAGUUAGGAGGAUGGAAUAUGCCUCUCAAAAUCAAUCAAAGUGAUGGGCGUCUACUUUUGCUUCCUGUCUCGGCUUCCAUGGCAGUUGCAAGUGCUUACUUUUUAUACAUCCUGGCGACUAGACUUGAAGGAGCUUCGUGUUCAUAUUGCUUGGCAUCUGCUACGUUGUCAUUUAGCUUAUUUUUCAUCAUUUUAAAGGAUUUCGGACUGCAAGAGCUACAAAAAGUUGUCACUUUACCCUUGUGUACAGCUGCUAUUGUGCUUGGAAUUUUAAGCACCUCAUACAGUGCCUUACCGCCAAUCUUGCCAAGAUCAGAAGCCAUGGAUUUAACUUAUUAUACAACGGAGAUUAUUUCAGCAUCAAGCCCUUUUGCAAUUUCUCUUGCAAAACAUCUCAAAUCUACUGGGGCAAAAAUGUAUGGGGCUUUUUGGUGUUCACACUGCCAAGAACAAAAGGAGAUGUUUGGGCGUGAGGCAAUGCAGCUGUUAGAUUAUGUGGAAUGCUUCCCUGAUGGUGUUAAGAAAGGAAUCAAGAUGGUUUCGGCUUGUAGUGAUGUUGGAAUUGAAGGAUUCCCCACAUGGCUAAUUAACGGCGAGGUAAUCAGUGGAGAAAAGACGCUUGAAGAGCUAGCAGAAAUAUCUGGCUUCAACUAUGACAAAGUUAACCAACCUAACUAACUCCAGGGACUCCCAAAUGCCUCGGCCUUGUUGACGAGGAGCUCAUGUUGUAAAGCCUGUACAAUAGUUGCACUUGUUUAGGCUUAGCUUAUAUGUGUACCGCAAAUUCCCUUUCACGAGGAACACUGCUAUAUGUUAUUUUUGUAAUAUUUGAUGUAUGCUGUGAGCAGUUUCCUAUUAGAAACUUGGGGAAAUUUUAAUUACAAGAAUGAAUUUGUAAGCAUUUUGUAAGAAUUUUGUAUUUUAUAAUGAGUACUGAUUAAUAA
Molecule: messenger RNA, 1553 nt
Organism: Spinacia oleracea (spinach)
Lineage: Eukaryota; Viridiplantae; Streptophyta; Magnoliopsida; Caryophyllales; Amaranthaceae
Product: thiol-disulfide oxidoreductase LTO1
Exons: 7
Coding region: 166-1287 (373 amino acids)
Molecular function (GO): oxidoreductase activity
Source: RefSeq, a predicted model, not a curated record